GGCAUUUUCUAAAACAAAUCGGAAAUAUUAUACAAACAUCGGCGAUUGAAAAUUCGAAAAAUUUCACGUAGCUGUGACACCACGUGACCCACUUUAUAAUAAAAAAAAUAGGGGCUAUUGUCGGAUUAUUAUUUUAUUUUUUAUUAGCAAUUACAGUGUAAUAAAAGACGGUACGGGCCGGGAGCAGUGAUAUAAGAAGUUGCAACAGAUUUUUAAAUUAUCCGUAAUUUGUGCGUUUAUGUCGUUAUUUUUGCGUAUUAUUUGGCUUGAUCAAUAUUAUGGAAAAAGUGCAGUACUAGGAACAAUUUAUACUAAUUUAAAUUGUUGUUAUGAAUUUAUGGGUCCAAGGAGCUGAGGGGAAACAAUAAACAUGUCUACUCAGCUUCUUAUCUCGACACCUUGUUGGCCUAAAAGCGCCAACGAUAAGGCCAACUACAAGAACGAACUGGACAUUAAUGAAAACAGUUUGGGGAAAAGGAUUCUGGUUAAAAUCGCCGAAGAAGAUUUGAGGGAAACGGAAAGUGCAAAAGUAGAAUGCUUGAAGCAGUUGAAGAUUUGGAUUCAACAGAAUACGGACAUCGAAAAUUGCUUAAUGGAUGAUAAUUUUCUUUUGAGAUUCUUGAGGGUAAAAAAGUUCAGCAUACACAUGGCCCAACAGACUCUCCUGAAAUAUUUGAAUUUCCGGAAAAGAUUUAAACCAUUCUUCUAUGAACUGGGUAACAACGAUGCCAAAAUCAAUGAGCUACUAACAAAUGGAUACAUCUAUGUCAGCCCUGUCAGAGAUUCAAAAGGAAGAAGAGUUGUCAUCUACGAUUUAAGUAAAUUCGAUCCAAAAAAGUACACAGGAACUGACAUGGCACGCGCCCACGUGAUGACAUACGAAAUACUGUUGAUGAGCGAGGAAAAUCAAAUUUUGGGAGUGACACAUGUGGCUGAUGUUCGAGCUAUCAAUGCUUCCUUUGUUACGCUUUUUUCAGUGACAGAUUUUGCAACAAUUAUUAGAUGGGGAGAGCAAUCGUUCCCAAUGAGACACAAAGAAAUCCAUUUCAUCAACAUGCCGCAAGCAUUAAAAUACGUCUACGAUUUCGCAAAAAACAACAUGAGCCAGAAGAUCAAAGAAAGAAUUAUGAACCACGACUCCAAACUGGAUUUAGUACAAAAAAUCAACCAAAGAUCAUUACCGGCAGAAUUUGGAGGCGACAUUUCGUCCAAAGAUAUGAUAUGCUGGUGGAAACAAGAAGUAGACUCAAAAAAGAAAAGACUCAUGGCCAUGGACGACAUGAAUCUUCUGAGCGACAGAGGCAUCAUUCGAUCAAAGAAUUCGUCUAAGAGCAAUCCAGAAAAUAUAAUCGGUAGUUUCAGAAAAUUAGAAGUAGAUUAACUGAAACAUGUGCUGCUUGCCCAAACUUGGCUUAGUUUUAAAUUUAAUAAGUUUUAAUUUUUGAAAUGUAGUGAAAAAUCUACAGGAAUUUUAAAACUGUUAAAUGGCAGGGUACUGAAAGAUUUUGAAAAAUCUUAACUUUGUUAAAAUGAAUAGGCAAAUUUUCUUUGCAGUUCAUUAUUUAACUUAUUAUAAAAGAUUGUAAAUAUAUCUUGAAUAUACAUAAAUAUAAACCUUCGAUCAAGUUAUUAUGUUAAAUAUUAUAACCACAUUUAUUUCACAAUAACAAAAAUAUUUUUUUCUACUGAACGUGUAUAACUAAAAGUAUAUUUGAACCAAAUGUAGUACUUUACUUUUAAAACAUAAAAACAUAAUAUAAAAUUAUUAAUAUAGAAUAUUAUACAGGGUGGUCCGAACUGUAUUCCGGAAACUUCAGUAGC
Messenger RNA from Sitophilus oryzae (rice weevil), 1821 nucleotides. Its product is annotated as alpha-tocopherol transfer protein-like. The transcript is spliced from 7 exons. The record is from RefSeq and is a predicted model, not a curated record. Bases 371 to 1381 code for a protein of 336 amino acids. NCBI's taxonomy places the organism in Eukaryota, Metazoa, Arthropoda, Insecta, Coleoptera, Curculionidae. Gene Ontology annotation, molecular function: phosphatidylinositol bisphosphate binding. Gene Ontology annotation, cellular component: membrane.